UACCAUAAUUCUGUUUUUAAAAUCUAAAUGUUACGAAAAUGUUUAUAUGGGUAAAUUAUGCAUCUAUUACCCUAACUGAACACGGGAUUCGCGCUGUUUAAAUAAAGUUUUGUUUGUUUGCGAUGACCACAAAGAUGGCUUCCUCUUUACUGAAGGUUGCAGUUACAGGUCUCUCGAGGUGUGCGUGGCACACUUUGCUCUCAGUGAGGGCAGUGUCUCUGACUGUACCCGUCGGUCAAGGUGUCCCUCAGUCAUUAUGGAAGUUAGGCAGACUGAAUCAUGUGGCUAUCGCAGUACCAGACCUAGAGAAAGCCACAGCACUGUACCGUGAUGUGCUGGGGGCUCAAGUAAGCGCCACCGUGCCUCUCCCUGAGCACGGCGUGUACACUGUGUUUGUAGAACUGGGAAACACCAAAUUAGAGCUUCUGCACCCUCUGGGAGAGAAAAGCCCUAUUGCAGGAUUCCUGCAGAAGAACAAAGCUGGAGGGAUGCAUCAUAUCUGUAUCGAGGUGGAUGAUAUCAAUGCUGCAAUAGUUGAUUUGAAGGAAAAGAAAAUCAGACUGCUCUCACCAGAGCCACGGAUAGGAGCUCAUGGCAAACCUGUGAUGUUCCUCCACCCUAAAGACUGUGAUGGGGUUCUUGUGGAGAUAGAACAAGCCUAGCUAUCAAACAUGAGAUUGUUAUCUAGUAAACAAAGACACUUUAGGCUGUUCAUUUUUGACAAUUAAGCUAUUGUGAUCAUUGCAAGAAGAAUUAUAUGAUUCCACUUGUUCCAUGCAUUUUUAAUCUGUUAUGGUGUGCUUUAUAUUCUUGGCCUUUGGCUUUUUUUCUGAAGUAAAGAUUUUCUUUAGUGACUUAAUAAAUGAUUAAUUUAAGUUAGUUUGUUCCUUAACAAACUCAAACAUUCAAAAUGUGUACAAAGUUUGUAAAUCUUGUUUAAUUCUGUUCUUUUCGUAUUAAUAUUUGUGGGGCACACUAGGUAUGUUUCUUGUUUUUUAAUGAUGAUUACAACAACAGAAGCCAAAAUAAGCUCAAUUAAAUGCAUGUUUUAAAUGCUAUGAUAAAAUGUUAGAUACGUUUUGCUAUGUUUAUAAAUGUGAAUUGAGAUCCUCGCAAGCCUCAUCUGGCUCUCAGUGGAACAGACAGAUUGAAGCUUUUUUUUUUUGGCUGACAACAAUGUAUUUGGGAGACAGGUUGGCUCAUAGCCAUCUCUCCACUGUAGUCAACCCUCCACCGAAUAGAAAGCUCUUUUUUGUUCUUAUGCCUUAAAUCUGCUUUUUUUUAAAGAGAGAGAUAACUAGAGG
This is a messenger RNA of Sinocyclocheilus grahami, 1304 nucleotides long. RefSeq names its product methylmalonyl-CoA epimerase, mitochondrial-like. The record is from RefSeq and is a predicted model, not a curated record. Gene Ontology annotation, cellular component: mitochondrion. The coding region runs from base 123 to 662 and encodes 179 amino acids. The transcript is spliced from 3 exons. NCBI's taxonomy places the organism in Eukaryota, Metazoa, Chordata, Actinopteri, Cypriniformes, Cyprinidae. Gene Ontology annotation, biological process: L-methylmalonyl-CoA metabolic process. Gene Ontology annotation, molecular function: methylmalonyl-CoA epimerase activity.